Messenger RNA from Caenorhabditis bovis, 798 nucleotides. Lineage: Eukaryota; Metazoa; Nematoda; Chromadorea; Rhabditida; Rhabditidae. The record is from the annotation of a GenBank genome assembly.
AUGUUGCUACCGAAACUAGCAGAAGUAAAACAAGCAUUCACCGGAUAUCAUUUUGUGAACAUUCUACUCUCAAUCGCAUUUCCACUAUUAAAAUCUUCGUCACUCUGCGAAUAUAUAUUUAAAACGGAAAACAAUUACGAAUGCGGUAUUGAUUCGAGGGAACGAGAAAUCUUAAUGUUCUUGUUGGUCGUUAUCAUGUGGAAAGGAAGAAAAGCAACCAAUUGGCUUGAUUAUGUUAGCAAUAUCUUUUUAUUUUCUAAGCUCGCCGGAAUGUUUUUAUUCAUUCGUGCUGACAUAAUUGCGGGAAUUAUCUACGUUUUCGCCUGUUUGGUCGUAAUGCUUCUUUUCCCGGAGCCUGUAUACAGUGGUCCUGAGCAGGUCACAUAUUUCCAAGGAGACCAGCUUUUCCAAGAACUUACGAAAAACCGAAAUACUGUUUGGGUAAUUCAAUUUUUCACUACAUGGAGCCCAGAAUGCAAGCAUACAACUCCAGUUUUUGCUAAACUAAGCGAAAAAUUCACUCUUCCAAAUCUUCGCUUCGGUAAAUUGGACAUUGGUCGUUGGCCGAAGGAAGGAGAACGCUUCUGUGUGAAUUCGCAUCCAAUGUCUCGUCAACUACCGACAAUUUGCGUCUUCAAAGAUGCAAAGGAAAUUUCCCGAAGACCGCUUGUAAAUGAGAACAGACGCGCUGUCCCAUUCGUUUUCAGCGAGGAAAACUGUAUUCCGGCAUUUGAUCUACUCAAUCUAUACAAAGAACAAUCGCAGAAAAAGCAAGCUAAAGCAAAGAAGGAUGAUUAA